UUCUGUUUGUGAAUAAUGAAGAAGAAGCAGAAGCAAAAACAGCAGCAGAGGCAAAGAGAGGCGCCAAGAGAAGCAUCGCCAGCAGCAACGGUGGUAGCGGCAGCGACAGCCAAGGUAGCAGAGGCCGAGAGAGGCGUCGUUAGCAGCAGCAGUAGUACUUCGCGACGCAGCAGCAGCAGCAACAACAACAAAUAGCAAAAACUGUGCAGCGUUCGGCAAAGCGCAAUACUAACAACAACAACAGCAGCAGCAACGAUAUCAUCAGCAGCUACAACAACAACUUUAAAGCGCUGCCAUACCGAAACGCCACUUAGCGUCGACGGCAGUAGCAGUCGCAGCAGCACCAGCAGCACAUGCAGCAGCAGCAGCAAUAACAACAACAACCAAAAAAGCAGCAAACUAAAUACAGAUGCAAAUAUGUCGAAAGCAUCGUCAGCAACAUCAGCAGCAGCAGCAGCAGCAGCAGCAGCAGUAGCAGCAGCCAGCAGCAGCAAUGCAGCCGAUUUUAGCGCAUUUGAUUUUAAUGAUAGCUCUGAUAAUUCCGAUACGCCUUUAGUGCCACGAGCGCCAUUUCUCAGCCGCGCUGCCGCUGCAGCUGCGGCAGCAGCAGCACUCAGCGCCAACAGUAAUAGCAGCAGUAGCAGCAGCAGCACCACCAGUAAUAACACGGGCAACAACAAUAUUACCAUUGGCAACAACAACAACAACAACAUCAACAACAACAACAACAUCAUCAACAACAACAACAACAACAACAACAACAACAAUGUCAAUGGCAAUGGCAACAGCAAUGACAAUGGCAAUGUCAAUGAUAAUGCAACUGACUUGCAGCACAACACUAACAUCAAAAGCAUCAGAAGAAGCAGCAGCAGCAGCUCGCAAAGCAGCGACGAAAGCAACAGCGACGCAACAGCAGCCACAACGGCGGCUGUUGCUGCCGCUGUCAAUGCAUUGCACAAUGGCAAACAGCAACAGCAGCAACAUCAUUACAAUAACAACAAUAACAAUAAUAAUAACAAUAAUAAUAACAAUAAUAAUAAUAUUAAUAGUACUAAUAAUAACAGCAACAGCAACAAACAACGCGAUCGAGCAAUGGAUGAUGAGGAGGAAGAUGACGAGCAGCUUCUGGACGAGGACGAGGAUGAUUACGAUGAUGAUGACGACGACGAUGAUGAUGAUGAUGCUAUAGAUCAGCAACUGUCCAGCAAUAACAUGAGCAACAGCAUUAAUAGCAACAAGAACAAUAACAUUAACAAUAUGCAUAGCGUAGCCGCCGCCCCAGCACCACUCACGUUGCCUGCCGAUUUGCGUCAUGGACUCCACUCUCGUGAUCACAGCCAAGCGGAGCAGCCGGACUAUGAUGACGAGGAUGAGGACGAGGAUGAAGACGACGAUGAAGAUGAGGAUGUGGAUAGCCGCACAGCGUUGACAUCGGCGCAUACCGAGAGCAGCGGUUUGCAUAUGAGUGCAGUGGCCGCUGCAGCAGCAGCGGCAGCAGCAGCCGCCGCUGCCGCAGCAACUGCAGUUAAGCUGAAUGCAGCAAAUGUGACAGCGGCGCAGCUGGAGAAUGCCACGGUGCUGGAUAUGGUUAAUAAUGCAGCUAAUCUCGGCAUGGGCAGCGGUGGCGGAAGCAACAGUAUACCAGCGCCGAGCAGCAGCCUCAUAGGCGGCAACAGCAAUACCAGCUUCUCCACCAACAACAACAGCAGCCACGCGCUCAGCUCAACACUAAGCAAUGCCAUCAACGAGCAGCAGCAACAGCAGUUAUUGCGGCGCAGCAGCAAUUCGCAUCAUCAUCACCAGCAGCAACAUCAACAGCAGCAGCACCACAAUCACCACCACUUGCAGCAGCAACACCAGCAACAGUUGCAGCAGCAGCCAUCAAGCAGCGGCAGCGGUAGCGGCAGCGGCAGCGCUGCCAGCGAAAGACGCAAGUAUCGUCAUCAGAAUUACAGCAAAAACAUUUACAUUGGCACGAAAAACGCCGAGAAGUGGGAGCACAUGCGCACACGACUGCACUUCAAGAAUGACGUCGAGUUCGUGGCCUAUCUCCUCAACCUGGCCGACAACGAUACCGAUCGCCUGAAUAAUUUGCCACCAACAUCGCCGGCGCACACUCCCACCAAGGGAUUCGAUGGCAACUUCAAACUGGAACCGAAUCUGAGCGUUAAGGACUUUGUAACACCACCAGAAAAUGGCAAUGGUAAUGGCAGUCUGGAGUCGGUUACUAGCGUUGCUACUGCCAUGGCCACGCCAACGCCGCCACAGCGCAAGCGCUACAAGAAACGCGUCCAAUUCACGACCGACGCUCUCAAUGGCUAUGCGGGGGCAAAGAAUAAAGCCGGUGCAGCUGCUGGUUACAACAACAGCAAUAGUAAUAAUAACAACAAUAACAACUUUGCUAGCCCAGCCAAAACGAAGAAGCAAGAAGCGAAAGCAACAGCAGCUGCUCUGAAAGCAGGUGCCGCAGUAGCAGCAGCAGCUGCUGCGGCGGCAGCCGCCUCAUCUGCGUUGCCCGAGGUACUGGACUGUCGCAUAGCAGAGAAGAUCAAAAGUGAGCUGGAAGCGUGCAGCAAAGAGUCGCUGCCAAAUGCACUUUGUCUCAAAAAGGCGGCAGCCGCUGCUGCAGCGGCGACACAACACAGUGAUGAAGACGAAGACGAGGACGAAGAGUUUCAGCAACAGCAACAGCAGCUAGCAGCAGUCACAGCAGCAGCAGCUGCAGCAGCCACUGCUCAUCCAACCCCAACGACAGGAACGCUGCUGACCAAUGCGGAGGCUGUAGAUGCAAGCAGUGCCAGCAACGGUCAGCUGGGCAGCUUUCAUGUGCGCUCCAAGAACCAAAACAGCAGCAAGAAGUCGCAAGCUGCAAAAGCAGUUGCUGCUGCUGCGGCGGCGGCAGCGGCAGCGGCUAUGAUGCCACCGAAUAGCUAUGACGAGCCGGAAGAUGAUUCGGCUGCUGGGCCGGUCGAUGACGAAGACGAAGACGAUGAGGAGCUGGAUGAAGAGGCGCUGGCACGUGAAAUGAAAAUGGAGCAAAAUUUUGUGGAGGAGGAGGAUGAGCAUGAUAUUGCUUUCAGAUCCCAACAAUCAUGUCGCGAAUGCUCCAUUUCGCAUGAUCACAAGCUCUGCCCACUGCGCAAUGCCUGCGGCAAUGUAACGGAUGCUGUAGAUCUGGCCGAAUGGAUUGAGCGUCGCAAUCUGGAAGCCCUAGCCAAACUGAAGGCAGAUGCCCAGAGAGAGGCAAAAGUUGGCAGGCCGCGACAUGUUGACGACGAGGAUGAUAUGGAGGACAUGGACAUGGACGAAUCAUCGCAAUUGUCCGAACUGGAGACCAAGCCGUUAAUUACCUUUGCUGAGGCAUCGGUUCCCGCCGAAUUCGAGCUACACAACGUCGAGCCAAAUGUCACUGGCGUCUUUGCCCGCACCGAGGUUCGAGCCUACACCAAGCUGGGGCCGCUUAUCGGACAGCCGGUUCAGACUGGAGAGGUACGCGAGGGUAGCGACAUGAAAUGGAUAUUCGAGAUGUGUGAGGCCGGCGCCGAGAAAUCCUAUCUGCUCUGCUGCGAUAAUCCCAAUGCCUCCAACUGGCUGCGUUUCAUCCGACCAGCGCCCAGCUACGAGGAACGCAACGUAAACCUCGUCUCGAUUAAUCGUCAAGCAUACUUUGUGAGCUGUCGUGAUCUACGCAAUGGCAUGGAACUCCUCUAUUGGAGUGACGACUGCAACACCAUGUGGCGCAAAAAGCAUACCGAGAAGAUAAACUGCGGCGGCUGCAAUUUAAAGUUUGAGCAUCCGCUCUACUAUCGUACGCACUGUUCAGUUUUUCACGAUCCGUCGAUGAGCCUUACCAUACGGAAAUAUCACUGCAAGGUAUGCAGCGAGGUGGUUCUGGGCAAAGACAACAUUAUGAAGCAUGCGGCCGAGAAACACGACGGCAAGGGGGCAUACCAAUGUCAGUUCUGCAACAAGUUCUUUCUCCGGCUCAACUAUCUAGAGAUGCAUCGCACCUAUGGCUGUGCCUCGAAUCCGAAUCGUUCGAGGCCAGUUUGCGAUUUCUGUGGUCGCAAAUUCUGCCAGCCGCAGAAGCUGAAAGCGCAUAUUAAACGUGUCCACAGUGAUAUGGCUGAAGUUUUACGAGAUUUUCAGUGUAAAUUAUGUUCAAAACUUCUAGGAUCGCGUGCAGCAUUGCAGCGCCAUUCGAAGGAGGUGCACAGCCGCAACUCAACAGUGGUCAGUUGUCCGCGCUGCCAGAAACUCUUCCAGAAUCGCAGCAACUUAAAGAUACACAUGCUCACGCACUCGGGCGUGCGGCCUUUCAAGUGCGCAGAACCGGAGUGCAAUGCCGCCUUCACCACAAAGCAGUGCCUACAGUUCCAUUAUAAGAAGGUACACAACUACACGCAGGAGCAGAUGCCGAAGAUAGAGCGGAGUGUGGCCUAUACCUUUGAUGCCUAUUCGGGCGGUAUGAAGGUGGACUUUUUGGAGCAAGCACCGCGUCGGCGACGUAAAAGCCUCGAGGAUCAGAACCAAAACUCAAUGCUCAGUAGCUCUAUGCAGAGCGACACCGAAUACAGUGAUGACAACAUCUUCGAGGCCAUCAAAAAGAGCGGCAAAUCGAUUAAGGAUCUAUGUCGUAACGAGCCAAAUCUGUCGCUGCUCAGCUCUAAGAUCUCUAGCAUAUUUGCUGAGAAGGGGCCGCCUGUUCAGCAGGCGACCCUGAUGGGAGGCGCAAAUGUUGGCGCCGUGACUGGCAGCGGACGUAAGCGUAAGAGAAAGAAGGAUCCGGCCACAUCGCAUGUCGGCCAGCAGCUACAGCAGCAGCAGCAACAACAGCAGCAGCAACAUCAACAGCACCAGCUUCAGCACCAGCAACACGCACAGCAAUGCCAUCAACAGCAGCAGCAGCAGCAACAGCAGCAGCUUAGCAGCCAUUUGGAUCAGUCGCCUUCGCAUUUAGCGCACCAGCAGCAGCAUCAGCAGCAACAGCCGCACUAUCAUGGCCAUAGCCACGCCCACGCUCACUCUCAUGCUCACGCACACACCCACACACAACAGCAACAACAGCAGCAGGCGGUCACGCUUCACCAGCAGCAGCAGCAACUACACGAAAACGACGUAGAGGAGGAGAGCGCACGGCUUGAGCAAGUGCGUCGUAAACAAAACGCUCAGCUUAGCCUUGUCGAAUCGUUCCUGACCACCACCGCGCAACGUCUGAGUGCCCAGCAGCAGGUGCAACAAGUGGUAGCUGCAGCAGCUGCCGUUUCCGCAAUGGCCGGCGCAGGCGAAGAUCCCGCCAAACUUGGGCACAUGAUGGGCCACAUGGGUGGCGUAAGCGUCGGCGUUGGCCUUGAUGAGGAUGAUGACGAUGAUGAGGACGAUGAGGAUGCAACAGCACAUCACUUGCACCAUCAACAGCAGCACCAACAACAGCAACAGCAUCAGCAACAGCAUCAUUCCCACCACCAUGCCCACACACAUACGCACCAGCAAGCACAGCAAUCGACACAGCAAACACACAACGAUUCCGGCUAUCGGCAUGCGGCCGCUAUGAAUGCGGCUCUCGGCCAGAAUCUUGUCGUAAGCAAAGGCAGCAAGAAAUGGAUCGGCGCUGACGAUCGCCAUUUGAGCGAUACCGGUGAUGUGGCAACCAAUACAGUUGUUGGCAAUGGUACAAGUGGGGGCGGUGGUGGUGUCUGUGGACAAUUAUCAGGCGGCGCCGGCGCUAGCCAAGAUCUUGGGUUCGCAGUGCCGCCCAGUGCCGUGGACGAGCAUAGUAAAUUGCUGGGUCAGAAUCGUGACUUUUUGGCCCGACUCAUGAGUAGUGCCUCGGCCAGCCAUGCCAGUCACCAGCAUCAGCAUAGCGCGCACAUCCGCGAAGAGGACGAGAACAGCUCCUUUCUGGAUGUCGUUGAGUCGAAUAAUAAUGCGGCUGCAGCUGCAGCUGCUGCCGCCGCCAUGUCCCAAUACCAUCACAGUGCAACUACGAACGGUGGAGCAGCAGGUACUGCCAGCAGUGCCGGUAGCGGUGGGGGUGGUGGGGUUACAACUGCUGCUACUGGCGGUCAUACGCCCACCGGCGCGUCUACAGCACCCAGCAGUGUGGAGCCGCCGCAAAUGCAAAUGAACUCGCUUAGCCACUCACAGUCGUUCAUGAGCUCCUUUUACAACAAUGCCAACGCAAGACUCACCGGAGCCGGCGCUGGCGUCGGUGUUGGCGCCAACUCCUCUUCGGCCAGCAUGCUUGUAGAGGCAGCACUCAACUCCGUUGGCAAUAUGAUUGACAACGAGAGCAGUGAUCUAAAGGUACCCACCGAGAACCAUCUAAAUAGCGAUAGUCCGAUGAGCGCACAUGUCGAUGCGGAUGCUCAACGCUUCGGUAGUGGUGGUGGUGGAGGCGGCGUCAGUGGGUCGAAUGGUGCAGGCAUUGGCGCAACCAUGGACAACUUAGAGAACGAAUUAAAGAUGAUGAAGAACCUGGGCAGCUUUCCCAUGCAGAUACCACCAUUGCCAAUGUUCCAAGGCACGUGCAAUAUAUCGCCGAACGCCUCGACGCCCACCAACCCGCAGAGCAAUCAGAACCAGAACGAUGUAGAUGUGGAUGCCAGCAGCACGCCGCGUCCCCAACAUCCAGAUUCAGAUGGCUUCUCGUCGUCGCACCACCGGACGCCGCCCUCGCCGCCGCCCAUAUCACCGGGUCGCGACUAUGGCGGCAUGUUUGGUGCCGGCAAUGGUGCCGGUGGACCCGGCUCAAAUAGCACGCCGGCAGGCAGCUCUAGCGGUGGUGGUGGGGCUCCAACGGCGGGCAACAAUUUGUCCGCAUCGUCUCCUCUACCGGCAGCGCUGCAGCCGCAGCGACGUAACGCCUCCAGCGUGGGCAGCACAUAUCCCGAGCACGAGCUCAUUUCGCCCGCCUCCUCGCCAAGCAUACCACGCUACAACUUCAACGGCGACAUGAUGCGUCACAAGCGCGCCGUCCAAGAACAUGAGCAACAGGAGCGACGCCACAAUAUCUCGCGGCACAAUCAAAUGUCCAGCGACGAAGAGAACAGCAUUAUGCCACAGAACAGCACUGGACAGGAUAUGCGUAUGAAGUUCCCGCAAUCACAGAUCGAUCUCAUGUACUCCAAAUAUGAAAGCAUGGCCAGCAAUCUCAAGUACAAUAGCCAGGAGCUUGACUCCCCGGCUGAGUAUCGGCAGAGCAGCAAUAGCAAUGUGGCAAGUGCGGCAGCUGCCGCCGCAGCUGCUGCAAGCACUGCGAAUGACAUGUCCGAUCUGCAGGGCCUGGACAUGAGCUCGCGCUCGAAUGCGUCGAGCAAUUAUCAUCAUAACUUCCAGCUGCCUAGCAGCCGUUACCAUCACCACAUCUACGAUAUACUCUCUGAUCGGGAGCAGAAUCAGCAGGCGCAGGUGCAGCAACAGACGCCGGCAUCGGUAGUGCAUCAACAAGAGCAUGGCAGCCAUGGUGGUCACAGCAGUCAGCUGGCCAUGCAGCAGCAUCAGUCGGCGGCUAUGCACAACAUGCUCAGUGAACAGUUGGGUGAGCAGGAGCACGACCAAACCACAUCGGUGGAUCUAAGUCGCACUGCCAACUAUGUGGUGUCGUCGCCGCCGCAGCUGCCCUACAAUCAUCCCCAUCAUGAUAUGCUGCGCAUGGCCUCCCUGGAUCUAACACCCAAUACGAGCAAUAUGACGGUGGGAAAUAAUCGCUCGUUUCUGUCUUCGCAGAUGCAGCAUCAGAGUCGCGAGAGCCUCGAACAUCAUCGCUUGCUCUCGACGGUCGAACAGCAUCGCAUAUUGGCUGCCUCGAAUGCUGCUGCGGAUCAGCAUAGGCUGCUCGUCGAUCCCACGGCUCAUCUACUAAUGGAGCAAAACAAUCGAUUGCUGGGCACCACAGACCAGUCACGUCUUCUGGGCGAAUCAGCGGCGGCAGCUGCACAGAAUCGGCAUAUGGCCAGGAGCUUUGGUGCGUAUCAUCAGGUGGCAUCCAGCAAUUAUCAUCCGGGCGUACGGCCUCCACCGGUAUUACCAACGGCCAAUCAUCAUGCUUCCAAUCCUUCUAAUUAUCAUCCUUUUCCCGCUUACUACUAAUUAGUGCCAUCUAUUGGCCGCCACAGACGAACCCAAAAAGCAGGCACAGAUACACAAUACUAUGCUAGAUACACAAUACUUUGAAUA
Messenger RNA from Drosophila hydei, 8178 nucleotides. RefSeq lists its product as uncharacterized. Gene Ontology annotation, cellular component: nucleus. The record is from RefSeq and is a predicted model, not a curated record. NCBI's taxonomy places the organism in Eukaryota, Metazoa, Arthropoda, Insecta, Diptera, Drosophilidae. The transcript has 8 exons.